GUACAAGUUUAAGAUGGGUUAAUGCACAUCGAAUCACUUGAUAGCCGAACUAAUUUGCUUAAAUUUGGGUGCAAUAGAAUUGCAACUGCUGCUCUGCCGGCUGAAUUUGGUGUAGGAGGCGAGAGGGGGGAAGUUUUUUGCCGAAGACAGCGUAGAAAACGGAUCUAGCUUAAGAUGAACACACAGCUGCAAUCUCUUGCUUUACAUAAAAGUGGUAACGAAGUCCUAAUAAGGGAAUUCAAAGACACAGACCUUCAUGACUGCCAAGAGAUUUUCACCAAUGGAAUGGAACAGUUGAUCAGCUUGGUAGCACGCGUUGUUUUCCCGAGAUAUAUUUGGAUUUUAUUGAUAUGUAGCUUCGUUGUUUUCGUUCUUACACUUACAUUCCAGUGGAUCGUAAGUGUUUUCUUCUUCUUUGUGGUUGGUUGCGUCAUUUUGGCGGCCUUGCUGUAUUCAGUGUUGUAUAUAGAAUGCUGGAAGUACAUCGAUUCUUGCUUGGCAAAGGACUUAAAAGACAUCAAGAAGUGCUACAUGUCCAGUGAAAAAUGUCGCAUGUGGGUGGCUGAGUGGAAUGGUAGAGUUGUGGGAAUGGUUGGGCUCAUUCAUAACACAAGUCACAAACCAGGGGUUGCUGAGCUUCAGAGAAUGUCUGUAUCACCAGCCUAUAGAAGAAUGGGAAUCGCCAGGAAACUGCUCGACGAGCUAAUCAAAUUCGCAAAGGAUCAGCAAUUUCAGAAGGUUGUACUGAUCACCACUAACGCACAAACACCAGCCAUUCGACUGUACAAGAAAUACGGCUUCAAACUCAGAACCUCUAUUCCUUAUCCUCAAAAGAUUCUCAGUGAUCUGCAAUACUACUGCUUCGAAUUCGAGUUAUGACCCUCAAGCUUUUUACCUUUUUACUCGGAACCGUCUACCAUAGAAUUGGACUUAACUCAUCAACGAUUUUUCGGUGAAUUCUUUUGCUAAAAUCCAUAACGAAGGGAAAGAGAGGUGAGCCAAUUCAGUCUGAUCAUACUUGAGCUGUCAGCAGCAUCGAGUCAUAAAGACAAAGGUUGCUUCGAUUAAUAUAAGAAAAUUUUUACUCAAACUGAAGUCAAAGGGCAUAACUCAUUCAAUAAGUUUAGAUGUUGAAAAUGUUCUAUCAGCUAUUGCGGUGGUCUUGUAUUUGAAGUUAUGUGUUAAAAAGCAUACAGAAAUCUUCUGCUGCCCUAAUCACUUUUAAAUCACACAAUAUCAUUUUUAAAUUUCUCUCAUGCUACUUUACGUUUCAAACAGUGAUAGAGUUAGAUCAAGGUGGGCUACCUUUCUUUCUAUUCCCCCCUUUUUUUCUCCCUCCACGUCACGGAUUUGGCAUGUAUAGCUUCGCCAAGUCAUUAUUGAGCAUAAAAUUUAUAUUUCUUCCACUUAAUUGAUAUUUCCUGUACUUGUAAAUAAGAUGUGAUUAGUGAGUACAUAGAGCAGGUCUUAACGGCCAUCGGUCACGCUGCAGAAAAGGAGCCAAACUGAUUAGUUAGUCAGUAUUUCGCGUGAAAUUUCUCUUUCUUCUGCCAUUCUUGUACUUUCUUGGCAUAUCAAUGUCCCCUUUAGAGUUUUCUCGGUCUUCCUAAACUGUUAGUUCCACAAUGUCAUAUUGAAUUCAGUUUUUGAUGCUCCCCCCCCAAAGAAAAUAAUAAAAAAAACUCAAAAUUCAGCUCCUUUAAGAUUUAAACAAUUGAUAUGGAAACGAAGCUUAGGUAAUUGCAUUUUUUUCAGCUUGAAAUAGAAGCUGGCCUUUCUGAUGAUGGAUACGUAUUCCUGACUUAUAAAUUCGUUUUGAUACGAGUGGUUUGUUUCAUUUUCAUAUAGUGCAAGUGCAGGAGUGCGAUUUUAAUGUACUUCUGAGUUGUGUGUACAAAGGUUGACAUAUGCGAACAUAGAUGCACGUUUUCAUUGCAUAUAUUGAUAUAUUUAAUGUUUUUCGAUAAACAAAGAUGUUUCGAGAACUUUCUGAAAGAUAAAAAGCAGAAAAUGGUAUCAAAAUGAUUGUCAUGAAUUUCGAGAUUUAUUAUGUUAAGGGCUGAUAAAAAAAAUGUAUAUCGAUAACUUUCUUCGGAAUUAUGGAGAACCGAUAAAUAGUUCUUUCCCGUUUUUAAAUACGUUUUGUGAGGAAAUUGGAUUUUGUAUAAUAGAAAUUAAUCAUAGAAAUCGAAA
This is a messenger RNA of Stylophora pistillata, 2193 nucleotides long. Its product is annotated as N-acetyltransferase 8F1. The record is from RefSeq and is a predicted model, not a curated record. Lineage: Eukaryota; Metazoa; Cnidaria; Anthozoa; Scleractinia; Pocilloporidae. Gene Ontology annotation, molecular function: N-acetyltransferase activity.